CUCAUAGUGUGCUAGAUUUUAAAAUUGUACUAAAUUUGACAACCUUUUGCUUCACUUGUAAUUUAAGCAGACCGUCAUUAAUCAAGCACUGUUUCACUUACAAUUGAAAUGGCCUACAAAGCCGAAAGCAUUGCAAUACCUUAAUCAAAUUCUUCCCUGAGGUUAUGAGGGACUAUAGUUCGUUUGUUUAGUGUGUAUUAUGUAGUGUAUAGUAACUAUCAUUAGUGGAGGUGGUAGUAGUGGUUUUAGUAGGUGGUAUAUCCGUGUUAGUAGCUUAAUAGUAGUAGUAGUAGUAGUAGUAGUAGUAGUAGUAGUAGUGUUAUUGUUAUUGUUAUUAUUAUAAGGCUAUUAUGUUUACUGAUUAAACUUAUUUUCAAAAAUAAAGCUAACUACACAUUAUUUUCUAAAUCUUUCUUUCUUUCAUUUAUUUAUUGGAAAGAGUGGAAUACUGGUCUAAUAUGUAAUCUAACAUGGGCUUACCAUAGAGACAAAUACCUGUACAAAUUAAAUAGCUCGCUGCUGAAUUUUAUCUUAAAUAUGAUGUAGUGUGUUCAUAGGAUUUCGAGAUUUGGCCCUCGAGAGUGAAUAUUUUUUGUUUAUUAUUAUUAUUAUUAUUAGUAGUAGUAGUAGUAGUAGUAGUAGUAGUAGUAUCACUGUGAAUUUAUAAGACCACUUGGUUAACUUGUAUAGUUUUUUUAAUAUACCUUUGUUUGUAUACUGUACUUUGUUUUUGUCACAACGCUUUUUUUUUUAGUUUCGAGAGUUUUCUGUAUGCGUUGUACUGUAUAUUAAAAUCCAAAAACGUUGAUGUCACUAAAAGUUGUAUCCGAAAUUUUAUUUAUUUUAUUUUUUUUAUGUCGUCUAGGCUUUAGGGUAGAAAGCAGUAGGGAAAUAGGCCUUCUGACAUGGCUGACAACGAAGAAGGUUCUGGGCUCCAGAAAUCUCCAAAUGAUCCCGAUUCAAAGGAUAUAAACGAGAGUAAAGCGGAGAAACAAAAUGGAAGCUCCAGCAAAUCUCCAUCAUCCCAGACAACUUAUAUUCAACAGGGAAUGGAGGGAAUAAAAGUUUACUUACACGAACGUGAAUUGUGGAUGAAAUUCCACGAAGUAGGAACGGAAAUGAUCAUCACCAAAGCAGGGAGGCGAAUGUUCCCGAGCUUCAAAGUGAAGGUCACUGGACUGAACCCCAAAACGAAAUAUAUUCUUCUGAUGGAUGUCGUGCCAGCGGACGACCACCGCUAUAAAUUCGCCGAUAAUAAAUGGUCAGUGACAGGAAAGGCAGAACCCGCAAUGCCCGGCAGGCUCUAUGUGCAUCCUGACUCUCCAGCCACAGGCGCGCACUGGAUGCGACAGCUCGUCUCCUUCCAGAAACUCAAACUCACCAACAACCACCUCGAUCCUUUUGGACAUAUCAUUUUGAACUCUAUGCAUAAAUACCAACCGAGGAUCCACAUUGUAAAGGCGGAUGAAAAUAACGGGUUCGGCUCCAAAAACACCGCUUUCUGCACUCAUGUGUUCCCCGAAACAUCGUUCAUUGCGGUCACGUCUUACCAGAACCACAAGAUUACUCAGCUAAAGAUUGAGAACAAUCCUUUUGCAAAGGGCUUUCGUGGCAGUGAUGAUAUGGAACUGCACCGCAUGUCGAGAAUGCAGAGCACUAAGGAGUAUCCAGUGGUUCCCCGAAGCACAGUACGACAAAGAGUGGGCUCCAGUCACAGUCCCUUUAGUGGUGACAUUCAGGGGAUGCCUACACCCAGCAGCAUGAGCUCUCAGUACUCGUGUGAGAAUGGAGUGACCAGCACCUCCCAGGAUCUCCUGCCUCAGUCCAGCUCCUACCCAUUACCCCAUGAACACAGCCAAGACUAUCACUGCAUCAAGAGAAAAGUUGAGGAUGACUGUCACACAGAUCACUCCUACAAGAAGGCCUACAUGGAGAGCUCGUCUAGCGAAGAUGACCAUUACUACCACCCAGUCAGCUACUCUCAAACGCUGGGCCUUUCCACUGCCCCUUAUCGGACUGAGUCUGGACAACGGCAGGCGUGCAUGUACGCCAGUGCUUCACAAGCCAGUGAGGCUGUUCCGAGCCUGGAAGACAUCAGCUGCAACACCUGGGCCAGCGUCUCCCCUUAUAGCAGUUGUUCCAUGCAACCUAUGGAACGGUUGCCCUACCAGCACUUCUCUGCCCACUUCACCUCCAGCCCUCUAGUGUCCAGGUUGAGUGGAGUGGCCGGCCACGCCUCACCACAACUGGGUGAUGCCCACUCUAUGUAUCAGGGCUCGAUUCCCCACCAGACUCUCGGCCGUCAGUGUAGCCCUGGAGCAGGAAUCCAGUCACCCAGCGCUAGCCUGCAGGGGAAUGAGUACUUGUACACUCACGGUAUUCCUCGCACCCUAUCGCCCCACCAGUAUCACGCUGUCCACAGUGUAAGCAUCAUGCCUGAAUGGAAUGAGGGCAGCUAACUGGAUUCUCAUACACUACAUACAAUGUUAGAGUUGCACACACAAAGGCAUAAGUGUAUAUUUAUAUUUCGAAGCUCUUCACCACACCAGCAGUCAUGUGAUUUCAUCAUCGAUUUUGGACACAGAUGCUAUAACUGACUGCUUGGAUAGAUGAUAAGUUGGUUUAAAUAGCAAUGCGUGAGCAGUCCAGUGUGAAUGUUGUAGUACAAGGCAGGAAAACAGAUUUAUUCAUACUAUGGGAAGUUUUUUUUUUACCAUGUUCUGUAAAUUGUAUAUUGUAUUCUGUAAAUCAGAGCUGAAGUUAUACCACGUCAUUACGGUUCAUUUUUAAUAAGAGGAUGUACUUGGGACUGCCCCGAUUUUAUAUACUUUUUAAUAACAAAACAGAAAUAGAAAAGUCCAUUUUUAUAGUAUUUUUCCUCUUGAUGUUUGUGUUAUGUUUUGCUUUUGUACUCUGAAAUCCAAGAGAAGUCCUUGAUGUAGUGUUUAGUCCACAUUCCACCAGUUCCACCAUUUUUACAAGUCUCAAAAGCUUUUAUCAGUGCACACAUUCAUACCAAAUUCACAAAUUCUGUUUGGAGUACUGAUAUUUAGUGGGUGCAGUUAAAUGCACUAAGUACUUUUACAAAUUCAAAGUUAUGGUACACAUUUGUGUGAGGUAUAAAUUGAGUACUAUG
Ictalurus furcatus (blue catfish) is the source of this 3136-nucleotide messenger RNA. RefSeq names its product T-box transcription factor 5a (gene tbx5a). Gene Ontology annotation, molecular function: DNA-binding transcription factor activity, RNA polymerase II-specific; RNA polymerase II cis-regulatory region sequence-specific DNA binding. Gene Ontology annotation, biological process: cell fate specification; positive regulation of DNA-templated transcription; regulation of transcription by RNA polymerase II. The transcript is spliced from 8 exons. NCBI's taxonomy places the organism in Eukaryota, Metazoa, Chordata, Actinopteri, Siluriformes, Ictaluridae. The record is from RefSeq and is a predicted model, not a curated record. Gene Ontology annotation, cellular component: nucleus. The coding region runs from base 906 to 2459 and encodes 517 amino acids.